AUGAGUGACGUAAAGGAACUUAUCAAACAAAGGGGACAUAUUAAGGCUCGUGUAACAUUGUUUGAAAAAUAUUUAAAACCUUUGUUAGAGUGUAAAGAAAUUAGUUUAGUACAGGUGAAUGAAUUGCGCUUGCGCUUAAGCAAGAUUCGUGAUUUAUCAUGCACUUUUGAUGAUAUUCAAUCGCAGAUUGAAAUGUUGGAUGAAGAUACGUCAAAACAAAUGCAAGAACGCGAAUUUAAUGAAAAUAUAUUUUUUCGUUUAUCGGCCGAAGCUCAGUCAUUAAUCGAUUUUUUCGAAAAUAAAAAUAAAUUAGAAUCUUCAUCUAACAAAAGUCGUCCGGACUGUCAUUUAAAAUUGCCCCCAAUUAAAAUCACUCCCUUUAAUGGUGAGGCGAACAAAUGGUUGUCAUUCAGGGAUACAUAUGUGUCGUUAGUACAUAACAAUGAAACGAUUGUCGAUGUUAACAAGUUCCACUACCUCAAGACGUACUUGGAAGGGCCGGCUAGCGCUGUCAUAAACUCAGUCAGUGUCUCAUCCGACAACUAUAGCCUCGCAUGGAAAUUGUUAUGCGAAAGAUAUGAUAACAAACGUCUUUUGAUAAAUGAACACAUAAAGUGCUUGUUUUCCAUCGAAUCUUUAACUAAGGAAUCCCACAGUGGUUUACGUAACCUUAUCGAUACAUUAUCGAAAAACCUAAACGCCUUACAUAUUUUAGGUGAACCGACGGACAAAUGGGAUACGUUAAUUAUUUUUUUAGCUUCUGCCAAAUUAGACAGUGUUACUUCUCGGAAGUGGGAGGAAUAUAGAAGUAAUAAAGACGCGCCCACACUGGACGAUUUUUAUGAUUUUCUUCGAAAGCGUUCUAUGGUAUUAGAAACAAUGAAUGUUAAUAAACCCAGUAAAGUUGAUAAACGCCUUAGUUUCUCCAACACAAAAUCAUUCCUUAGUUCUUCUAUAGAAUCACCAUCACCCUUCGCGCAGUGCCUUCUCUGUAAACAGAAUCAUAAAUUAUACGAGUGUAACACAUUUAAGUCACUACCAGUCUCUAAUCGAAUUAAUAAACUUAAAUUACUAAAUCAAUCAUUUAAAAUUCAAGAACAAAGUGAUAAUAAUAGUAAAAACUUACCUACGCUAUCACCUGCCGCCACGGUCGCUACGGAUUCCGAAGUGCCGAGUAGCUCUGCUUCGGUUUCCAUGACUGCCAUUUCUACCAAUCAAUCACUUCUCUCUACUGCUUUAGUCAAGGUGACGAGUAACGGUAAAACAUGCAUAUUAAGAGCUUUACUAGAUUGUGGCAGUCAGUCUUCUUUUGUGACUGUCAGGGCUCUAAGGGAAACAGGUUCGCAACAUUUUGAUUCUGAUUACCAUAGCGUAUCAGGUAUAGGAAGUAGUGUCUUCAAUGUCACAAAACAUUGCUAUUUAGAUAUAGGGUCGUUAAACAGUUCGUUAGUUAUGCGUGUUAAAUGUUUUGUGUUACCUCACAUCACUGAUAGAUUACCCAAUGUUGCAGUAAACGUACAACAUUUGGACAUUCCGUGUCAUGUCCAACUUGCCGAUCCAAAGUUCUUUGAACCUUCCGAUAUUGAAUUUUUAUUGGGUGCUGAUGUAUUUUGGGACUUGUUGGAAUCAAGCAGGAUAAAUUUAGGACCUCAAGGCCCAAUCUUGCAGGAAACGAAGCUGGGAUGGAUUGUAGCGGGUCCAACUGCUAUUCAUAGUAACAAUAAGAAUCCAGUAACCAUGGAGAAUGUUAAAGUAAUAUACUUCCCCUUGAAGGCAAUGGCCGAGGGUAUACGCCUUAUUCUGGCGUAUAAUGGCCAAGAUUUUGAAGACGUAAGGAUACCUCAUGAGGAAUGGCCCGCUUUGAAACCGAAUACUCCAUUCGGUCAAAUGCCUAUUCUCGAGAUAAAUGGCAAGCAAUACGCGCAAACGUCAGCUAUCCUCCGUUAUUUGGGACGAAAAUACGGACUUGGGGGAAAGAAUAUGGAUGAAGACUUUGAGAUCGAUCAAAACAUGGACUAUUUUAAUGAUUUACGAACAAAGGCUAGCUCGUUGUUCUACGAAAAGGACGAGGAUAGAAAAGCCGCACUGAGAGAGGAUUUACAAAAAAACCAUUUUCCUGUAAUGUUGGCGAAACUUAACGAUAUUAUUACUAAAAAUAAUGGACACAUGGCUCUUGGAAGGUUGACAUGGGCUGAUUUUAUGUUCGCUGGUAUAUACGACGUUUUGAAAUUCCUUCUCCAAAUACCGGAUAUAGAUGAAAAGUACCCGAUAUUCAAGGAGUUGCAACAAAAAGUGCUCAGUCUACCCAAAGUCAAAGAGUUUUGCGACAAAGCACCCAAAUCCGAUUUCUAA
This is a messenger RNA of Danaus chrysippus (African queen), 2352 nucleotides long. The record is from the annotation of a GenBank genome assembly. Lineage: Eukaryota; Metazoa; Arthropoda; Insecta; Lepidoptera; Nymphalidae.